Messenger RNA from Tupaia belangeri chinensis (Chinese tree shrew), 2106 nucleotides. RefSeq names its product tyrosine-protein phosphatase non-receptor type 6. NCBI's taxonomy places the organism in Eukaryota, Metazoa, Chordata, Mammalia, Scandentia, Tupaiidae. Gene Ontology annotation, biological process: peptidyl-tyrosine dephosphorylation; mitotic cell cycle; intracellular signal transduction. The record is from RefSeq and is a predicted model, not a curated record. Gene Ontology annotation, molecular function: non-membrane spanning protein tyrosine phosphatase activity; phosphotyrosine residue binding. Gene Ontology annotation, cellular component: cytoplasm.
UGGAGUGGCAGCCCCAGCACCACGGUGGGCAAGAGGCGGCCUGGGCACUGAGCGCCGCGAGCCCGUGAGGCUUCGCCCAGUCCUGCGCCUGCCCAGCUGGGGCCGCACCGCCCGUUCCCUGCACCCCCUUAUCUCCGGAAGCCCCCAGGAUGGUGAGGUGGUUCCACCGAGACCUCAGUGGCCUGGAUGCGGAGACCCUGCUCAAGGGCCGAGGUGUCCAUGGCAGCUUCCUGGCACGACCCAGUCGCAAGAACCAGGGCGACUUCUCCCUGUCCGUCAGGGUGGGGGAUCAGGUGACCCAUAUUCGGAUCCAGAACUCAGGGGACUUCUACGACCUCUACGGAGGGGAGAAGUUCGCGACACUGACGGAGCUGGUGGAGUACUACACGCAGCAGCAGGGCGUCCUGCAGGACCGCGACGGCACCAUCAUCCACCUCAAGUACCCGCUCAACUGCUCCGACCCCACCAGCGAGAGGUGGUACCAUGGCCACAUGUCCGGGGGACAGGCGGAGGCACUGCUGCAGGCCAAGGGCGAGCCCUGGACCUUCCUGGUGCGUGAGAGCCUCAGCCAGCCCGGGGACUUCGUGCUGUCGGUGCUCAGCGACCAGCCCAAGGCGGGCCCCGGCUCCCCGCUCAGGGUCACCCAUAUCAAGGUCAUGUGUGAGGGCGGCCGAUACACGGUGGGCGGCGGGCGCCUUUGUCUCCCUGCGGCAGCCCUACUACGCCACGAGGGUGAACGCGGCCGACAUUGAGAACCGGGUCUUGGAGCUGAACAAGAAGCAGGAGUCGGAGGACACGGCCAAGGCCGGCUUCUGGGAGGAGUUCGAGAGUCUGCAGAAGCAGGAGGUGAAGAACCUGCACCAGCGGCUGGAAGGGCAGCGGCCAGAGAACAAGAGCAAGAACCGCUACAAGAACAUCCUGCCCUUUGACCACAGCCGCGUGAUCCUGCAGGGCCGGGACAGCAACAUUCCUGGGUCCGACUACAUCAACGCCAACUACGUCAAGAACCAGCUGCUAGGCCCCGACGAGAACGCUAAGACCUACAUCGCCAGCCAGGGCUGCCUGGAGGCCACAGUCAACGACUUCUGGCAGAUGGCGUGGCAGGAGAACACCCGUGUCAUUGUCAUGACCACCCGGGAGGUGGAGAAAGGCCGGAACAAAUGUGUCCCGUACUGGCCAGAGGUGGGCACGCAGCGUGUGUAUGGACUCUAUGCCGUGACCAACUGCGAAGAGCACGACACGGCCGAGUACAAGCUCCGCACCCUACUGGUCUCCCCGCUGGACAACGGGGACUUGGUUCGGGAGAUCUGGCACUACCAGUAUCUGAGCUGGCCCGACCACGGGGUCCCCAGCGAGCCCGGAGGUGUGCUCAGCUUCCUGGACCAGAUCAACCAGCGGCAGGAGAGCCUGCCCCGCCCCGGGCCGAUCAUCGUGCACUGCAGGUGAGACAGCAGCACAGCUGAGGCCAGCAGCGGCACGGUGGCUAAGGCUGGCCUCCCACACGGUGACCGCGGUGCAGGCCUUGGUGGCUUGAGUCACGCCAGCCACGUGUGUGCAUCCCCAAAUCCCGCGAGAAGAAUGGGGACGGGAGGCAGCGUGGCCGUCCCCCGGGGCUGGUUGCUCACCUUCCCAUCUCCCUCUCGCGAGUGCACGCGCCCUGCGGUACAGACCUAAAACGCAGAGGCGGCUGAGCAGUAAAUGAUGCCAAGUGCCUGGCCCAGCGGUGGCACUGCCCACGAGCUAGUCCGAGCCCUCCCAUCACCCGGCCUCUCUGGGCUCCCUCGUGGCCCGGGUGUGUUCGUCAGAGACCUCCUGGCUGUGCUCUCCCGCCUGGCCCUGACACAUCCGGGCAAGGAAACUGAGACCCAGCGACCAGCUCGGCCACCCGCCAGCUCGCAGCACUCGCAGUAGCCCGGCCCUGGCUGCCCCACUCCCCUCGUGGUCCUAUGCCCCAGGACCUGCUCUCUGGACCGCGUGGCUCUCCACACGUGGCCCUGAGGGACUUGGGCGUCUUCCUCUGCUCUUCGCCUCCCCCUGCACUCCUGCAGCGGUGCAGCCUGCUCCCCCACCCCCAUCUCCCUGCUGGGCUCUGCUAGGGUGGCCAUG